AGAAUCUUCACUCUUUAUAGUUUCUCCAAAAUUUCGUUGCGCGCCAGAAAUAAUCAUUUGCAUUUUUGUAAAUUCCAAAUAUGCCUUCAACCUUAGAACUUUGUCAAAAAUUCUACGGAACAAAUGAUGUUUACAAGCUAUUCGAAGUGAAAAAGGAUGCUCCAGAAAAAGAGAUUAAAAAGGCAUACUAUAGGCUUUCCUUGAAGGUACAUCCAGAUCGCGUUGAAGAUGAGGAUAAAAAGGAAUGUACCGAAAAGUUCAAGGUUUUAAGCAAAAUCUACUCAGUGUUAUCGGAUCCUGGUAAAAGAGCAUUGUAUAAUGAGAAGGGAAUCAUUGAUGAAGACGACGACGAUUCUCUAUGCAACAUGAUGGCUAUGUGGCAAACAUUUUUCAAACCUAUUUCAACUGAAGACAUAAGCAAUUUCGAAAAAAACUAUGUAGGAUCCAUGCUGGAACGCACCGAUGUAAAGAAGGCGUAUUUGAAUGGCAAAGGCUGCAUAAACUACAUGAUGAACAGCAUUCCGUUUAUGAAAUGCGAAGAUGAGCCACGGAUUGCAGCCAUCGUUCAACAGAUGAUCUCCGAAGGCGAUGUUCCAGAGUAUAAAAUUUUCACUGAGGAGCCAAAUGCAAAGCGCAAUCGCCGUCAUAAGAAAUACGCUAAAGAAGCUCAGGAAGCUUCUGCUAUAAAGGAAGAACUGGCAAAGACUGAAAACGGAAAUGUAUCUCUGGAGCAGCAAAUUAUGUUACGACAAACACAACGCGAGCAAAGGUUUACAUCACUUCUUGAUCGGCUUGCGGAGAAAUAUGGCGAUGGCGAUGAUGAAAUGUUCGAUCUCGAUGAAUAUGUUGCGAAGAAAAAAUCUAAAGCUAGAGCAACGCCUCCAAGGAAGUCAGCACAAAUGAAAAAACGUAAGGUACAGGAAGGUCGAAUCUCGAAGAAGAAGGACUAGUGAUAAAAAUUGAGACAUCGAUUCGUUAUACUGGGAAAUCUACUGUUUGUUUAUCUUACGAAACGAAUAAAAAAUAUCUUAUGCAAUAUUCAUAA
Molecule: messenger RNA, 1045 nt
Organism: Toxorhynchites rutilus septentrionalis
Lineage: Eukaryota; Metazoa; Arthropoda; Insecta; Diptera; Culicidae
Product: J domain-containing protein CG6693
Exons: 3
Coding region: 81-950 (289 amino acids)
Cellular component (GO): nucleus; cytoplasm
Molecular function (GO): heat shock protein binding
Source: RefSeq, a predicted model, not a curated record